Tachyglossus aculeatus (Australian echidna) is the source of this 3100-nucleotide messenger RNA. RefSeq names its product progestin and adipoQ receptor family member 9 (gene PAQR9). The record is from RefSeq and is a predicted model, not a curated record. Gene Ontology annotation, cellular component: membrane. Lineage: Eukaryota; Metazoa; Chordata; Mammalia; Monotremata; Tachyglossidae. The coding region runs from base 176 to 1291 and encodes 371 amino acids. Gene Ontology annotation, molecular function: signaling receptor activity. The transcript is spliced from 2 exons.
AGGAGGAGAGGCUGCAGGUUCCCGGCGCCGGCGCCCUGCCCCCCUCCAUCCGUCCAGCAAAGACGGCCGGACAGCAGGACCGGCCCAGGUCCAAGCCAGGAGCAGCGCCUCCAGCCUGGGCGAGACCGAGCCUCCCGGGGGCCCCUUGCCCCAUCCGGCCGCCCCCGGCCGCACCAUGCCCCUGCGGCUGCAGACGUCCGGCCCGGCCCAGCCGGGGCUGCCCGCCAAGUCCAGGCCCCGGCCUCCCUCGCCGGGCCCGGCCCCCGGGGGACUGCUGCGCUGGGACCAGGUGCCCCCGGACUUCGUGGAGUGCUUCAUCCUGUCCGGCUACCGCCGGCGACCCGACUCCCUGCGCCAGUGCCUGGCCACCCUGCUGCAGCCCACCAACGAGACCCUCAACUUCUGGACGCACUUCGUCCCGCUGCUGCUCUUCCUGGCCCGCUUCGCCCGCCUGCUGCUGCUGGGGGGCGGGGGGCGUCCGGGGCAGCCCCCGCCCCGGGCCCUGGCCCCGGCCCUGCUGCCCCUGUGGUGCUACGCGUCCGGCGUGCUGCUGACCCUGGCCGUCAGCUGCGCCGCCCACCUGUGCAGCUGCCUGGCCCCCCGCCGCCGGGCCGCCCUCUUCUACCUGGACUACGCCUCCAUCAGCUACUACGGCUUCGGGUCCACCCUGGCCUACCACCACUACCUGCUGCCGGGCCUCCGCCUGCUGGACGCGGCCGCGCUGGACCCUCUGGUCCACGCCAGGCUGGGCUGGCGCGUGGACUGCGCCCGCCUGCUGGCCGCCUACCGCUCCCUGGUCCUGCCCGUGGGCUUCGCGCUGGCCGUGGCCUGCACCGUGGCCUGCUGCCGGAGCCGCUCGGCCCGCUGCGCCCGGCCCUUCGCCCUGCGCACCUUCGUCUUCGCCCUGCCGCUCAGCAUGGCCUGCCCCAUCGCCCUGGAGGGCCUGCUCUUCGACCUCAGGCGCCGGGAUCCCGCGCUGCUGGCGCGCUUCGUCCGCCGCUACCUCUGGCUGGGCCUGGCGGCCUUCUUCAACGUCAGCAAGCUCCCCGAGCGCGCCUGGCCCGGUCGCUUCGACAUCGUGGGACACAGCCACCAGCUCUUCCACGUCUUCACGGCCCUGGGCAUCUACGAGCAGGUCUGCUACGUGGAGGAUGCCCUGGGACGCUCCCUGGACACCGUCGCGCCCACGCUGCCCGGCACCGUGGGCUACAUGGCCCUGCUGGCGCUCUGCCUCGGGCUCGUGGUGCGACGCUACCUCGCCGGCUCGGACCUGGUGGCCAAGCAGGACUGACCGCCGACCCCCCCCGGCCCCGGACGGUCCUCUCCCUCCCACCCACCGACGGCCCUCAAGGCCCUUCCCCGGGCCGCCCGGAUCCCCCCGCGUCGCCCAGCCCGGCCUGGGCGUCUCCGGCCGGACCGCGGGGGUAGCGGGGAGGUGGGAAGGGGGCCGCUCACCCUGCGGAUCCCCCGACGGACUGACAGACGUGGACGUUGGCGCGGAUCCGUGGGCAUCGCGCGGGGGCUGACGUCCCCCGCACGUGGCGGGAAUUCCCCGAGGGUGGACACUUGGGUUUGCUUUCUUUUCCUCAAUUUGGUGGCUUUGGAGGCCUCCACAUACACUGGAACUGGAUUGUAAGUGCAAACAGAUCCCUAGCUGCCUGCCUGACUGUCUAAACAAUGUUUCCUUUCCAUUGUGUUCGCGUGCAUGUGUAUGCGUGUGUGUGUGUGUGUGUGGUGUCAUACCUAGUGUGUUUGUGUAGGGUCACACAUAUGUGUAUGGGCAUACACGCUUGGGGGGGGGUCGUACCUAUGUGUGUUUGUGUAUGGUCACGCAUGUGUAUGUGUGAAUGGGCACAUGUGUGGGUGUGGGGGGAUCAAACCUAUGUUUUGUAUGGUCACACAUAUGUGUAUGUGUGUAUGGGCAUGUGUGUGUGUGUGUGUGUGUGUGUAGGGGGGUCAUACCUAUGUGUGCUUGUGUAUGGGCACACAUAUGCAUAUGUGUGGACGGGCUUACAUGUGUGAGAGAGAUGAUCUGACUGCAUGACACGGCCCGGGGAAACUGGCUAGGAAACAGUCUCUGGCUCACAGUUGCGCUUGUCACUGUCGAGACACCGCAGUCUCCCUUAGGUUUUCUGCCCCGUGUCCCGCGGGACUUGGGGCCGAGGCUUCCUGCCAGAUUGACGCGAGGUACCUGAGGGUGGGAGAGCGGGGGAGGCCGGGCCCGUCGGACUUGGCUGCGAUGUGGGCACAUGCUCUAUUUCUGAGCAGUGACAGAGAAAUGCAUCGUGACAGUUCCGGCUCCAGAGGCCAGGAAGCGAGCAAUCACACAGAUUGAACCCCGCAGCGUUUGCGGCGGCAUUCACCUCAGGCUACCUGAAGGCCUGAAGUCUUCCAGAUCCAGAUUGGGUCGACACCAGGCAACGACUCUGGGGUUAAUCUAAAUCACUUGGAAGAGAGCCAACACCCUCCUCUCUCCUCCCCUCUUGCUCCCCAAACGUUGGGUUUGGUGCUUCUGAAUUACGUGGGCAUUUCUCACAGAUAAUAAUGAUGAGUAACCCAGCUUUGGCAAUAUGGGCAAAGCAUCCAGCUGUGUUAUCGUCUCACUUGCGGAUGAGCAAACUGUUUUUUUAAGAUAAUUUCACCGGGCCAGAGAGGUGACAUCUGUGGUCAGUGUGAGCUUACUUCAAGCCGUUCACAGUGGACAGCCCCCCCCGUUUAACUAUUUAUGUGUAGAGAGAGACAUCCCUCUGCAUGCCUGAUCCAGAUUCUGAAAUUUCCCAGAAGGAAUCUGUGUAUCCCAGUUUGUCCUCCUGCAUCAGCCGGCAUAUGAAAGUGACAUUUCCAUUUGUUUCUACUUGAGAGAGUUUUGCCCUCGGAUUUCUGAGCGUCAUUCUGAUUCCCUGUUUUUCAGUUCUCCAUCUAUCUCCGCUGUGGUCCUCACUCGGAGGUCCCAGAGGUGGUCGAGGUUGGCCGUCUAUUGCAGUCUCCUUGUCCCCCUCUGGCCCCUGCUCUCCAGCAUGCACGUUCACAUACAGUCCGAGGAGCCUGUAGACAUCAGCACAUUUGUGUAAAGUCAUAGAAGCCUGUAGGAAUCGGCACA